Molecule: messenger RNA, 5773 nt
Organism: Artibeus jamaicensis (Jamaican fruit-eating bat)
Lineage: Eukaryota; Metazoa; Chordata; Mammalia; Chiroptera; Phyllostomidae
Gene: NRG1
Product: neuregulin 1
Exons: 12
Coding region: 1-2544 (847 amino acids)
Biological process (GO): activation of transmembrane receptor protein tyrosine kinase activity; intracellular signal transduction; nervous system development
Molecular function (GO): chemorepellent activity; protein tyrosine kinase activator activity
Source: RefSeq, a predicted model, not a curated record
AUGAGAGGGCAACGCGCCCCGCACCGCUCCGAGGGUGCCAGCCCUGGGGCCCCGCGGCCCGGCCGCGCCGCCCGCUCUUCGCUGCCGCUGCCGCCGCUGCUGCUGCUGCUGUGGACCGCGGCCUUGGCGCCGGGGGCGGCCGCCGGCGACGACGCGGUUCCCGCGGGGGCCUCGGUGUGCUACUCGUCCCCGCCCAGCGUGGGCUCGGUGCAGGAGCUGGCUCAGCGCGCCGCGGUGGUGAUCGAGGGAAAGGUGCACCCGCCGCGGCGGCAGCAGGGGGCACUCGACAGGCAGGCGGCGGCGGGCGAGGCAGGGGCGUGGGAAGGCGAGCGUCAGCUGCCAGCCGCUGGCCCGGGAGCGCUGGGGCCGCGCGCCCGGGAUCCGCUGCCCACUGCCAACGGGACCGUGCCCUCCUGGCCCACCGCCCCGGCGCCCAGCGUGGGCCCCCCGGGGGAAGAGGCUCCCUAUCUCGUGAAGGUGCACCAGGUGUGGGCGGUGAAAGCCGGGGGCUUGAAGAAGGACUCGCUGCUCACCGUGCGCCUGGGCGCCUGGGACCACCCCGCCUUCCCCUCCUGCGGGAGGCUCAAGGAAGACAGCAGGUACAUCUUCUUCAUGGAGCCCGACACCAACAGCAGCAGCCACGCGCCGGCCGCCUUCCGAGCAUCUUUCCCCCCUCUAGAGACUGGCCGGAACCUCAAGAAGGAGGUCAGCAGGGUGCUGUGCAAGCGGUGCGCCUUGCCUCUUCGAUUGAAAGAGAUGAGAAGCCAGGAGUCCGCGGCAGGCUCCAAGCUAGUGCUUCGGUGCGAGACCAUUUCUGAAUAUUCCUCUCUCAGAUUCAAGUGGUUCAAGAAUGGGAGUGAAUUAAACCGAAAGAACAAACCACAGAACAUCAAGAUACAAAAAAGGCCAGGGAAGUCAGAACUUCGCAUUAACAAAGCAUCACUGGCUGAUUCUGGAGAAUAUAUGUGCCAGGUGAUCAGCAAGUUGGGAAAUGACAGUGCCUCCGCCAAUAUCACCAUCGUGGAUUCAAACGAGAUCGUCACUGGCAUGCCAGCCUCAACUGAAAGGGCAUAUGUGUCUUCAGAGUCUCCCAUUAGAAUAUCAGUAACAACCGAAGGAGCAAACACUUCUUCAUCUACAUCGACAUCUACAACUGGGACAAGUCAUCUUGUAAAAUGUGCAGAGAAGGAGAAAACGUUCUGUGUGAAUGGAGGCGAGUGCUUCAUGGUGAAGGACCUUUCAAACCCCUCAAGAUACUUGUGCAAGUGCCCAAAUGAGUUUACUGGUGAUCGCUGCCAAAACUACGUAAUGGCCAGCUUCUACAAAGCGGAGGAGCUCUACCAGAAGAGGGUGCUGACCAUCACCGGCAUCUGCAUCGCCCUGCUCGUGGUCGGCAUCAUGUGUGUGGUGGCCUACUGCAAAACCAAGAAGCAGAGGAAAAAGCUCCAUGACCGGCUUCGGCAGAGUCUGCGGUCUGAGCGAAACAACAUGGUGAACAUAGCCAACGGGCCUCACCACCCGAAUCCACCCACCGAGAACGUGCAGCUGGUGAAUCAAUAUGUAUCUAAAAACAUCAUCUCCAGUGAGCAGAUCGUUGAACGAGAAGUGGAGACAUCUUUUUCCACCAGUCACUAUACCUCGACAGCUCAUCAUUCCACUACUGUCACCCAGACUCCUAGUCACAGCUGGAGCAAUGGACACACCGAAAGCAUCAUUUCCGAAAGCCACUCUGUAAUCAUGAUGUCAUCAGUAGAAAACAGUAGGCACAGCAGCCCAACUGGGGGCCCGAGAGGACGUCUUAAUGGCAUAGGAGGCCCUCGUGAAUGUAACAGCUUCCUCAGGCAUGCCAGAGAAACCCCUGACUCCUACCGAGACUCUCCUCAUAGUGAAAGGUAUGUGUCAGCCAUGACCACCCCGGCUCGUAUGUCACCUGUAGAUUUCCACACGCCAAGCUCCCCCAAAUCGCCCCCUUCGGAAAUGUCUCCACCUGUGUGCAGCACGACAGCGUCCGUGCCCUCCAUGGCCAUCAGCCCCUUUGUGGAAGAAGAGAGACCUCUGCUUCUGGUGACGCCGCCCAGGCUGCGGGAAAAGUGCGACCACCACCCUCAGCAGUUCAACUCCUUCCACCACAACCCCGCGCAUGAGAGCAACAGCCUUCCCCCUAGCCCCUUGAGGAUAGUGGAGGAUGAGGAGUAUGAAACGACCCAGGAGUACGAGCCAGCUCAAGAACCUGUUAAGAAACUCACCAACAGCCGGCGGGCCAAAAGAACCAAGCCCAAUGGCCACAUUGCCAGCAGGUUGGAAAUGGACAGCAACACAAGCGCUGAGUGCAGUAACUCAGAGAGUGAAACAGAAGAUGAGAGAGUAGGGGAAGCCACACCUUUCCUGGGCAUGCAGAACCCCUCGGCAGCCAGUCUCGAGGCGGCGCCUGCCUUCCGCCUGGCUGAGAGCAGGACUAACCCAGCAGGCCGCUUCUCUACACAGGAAGAUUUGCAGGCCAGGCUGUCUAGUGUAAUCGCUAACCAAGACCCUAUCGCUGUAUAAAACCUGAAUAAACACAUAGAUUCACCUGUAAAACUUUAUUUUAUAUAAUAAAGUAUUCCACCUUAAAUUAAACAAUUUAUUUUAUUUUAGCAGUUCUGCAAAUAGAAAACAGGAAAAAAAAACUUUUAUAAAUUAAAUAUAUGUAUGUAAAAAUGUGUUAUGUGCCAUAUGUAGCAAUUUUUUACAGUAUUUCAAAAUGAGAAAGAUAUCAAUGGUGCCUUUAUGUUAUGUUAUGUCAAGAGCAAGUUUUGUACCAUUACCGUGAUUGCUUUUCCACAGUAUUUCCGCAAAACCUCCCAUAUAUUCAGUUUUUGCUGGCUUCUCGUGCAUUGCAUUAUGAUGUUGACUGGAUGUAUGAUUUGCAAGACUUGCAACUGUUCCUCUGUUUGCUUCCAGUAGUCCCCAGUCGGUCAGUACGUCUUGUAACGGCACAUCCAUCCAAAUACUCUCCUCUUUUGUACGAAGUUUUGUUUUGCUUUCAGUAUAUGAGAUGAGUUGUGUCUACUCUGCCAGCCAAAGGUUUGCUUCACUGGGCUCUGAGAUAAUAGUAGAUCCAACAGCAUGCUACUAUUAAUUGCAGCAGGAAACUGCAUUAAGUAAUGUUACAUAUUAGGAAGAAAGUAAUAUUCUCAUUAAAAAAAACUAUAUUGUUAAUCAGAAGACAGCUUGCUCUCACUCAAAGGAGCUACCAUUGACUUGAUUUCAAUUUAUUUUUCUUGAUAAGCAAGCCACGGUUUGGGUGGGUAGGAAAGAAAUUGUGUUCUGGCUUGCUAUUGGGGUAAGUCCAACCCCUUACAAGAGGACUCAAUGUCACUUUACUCUGGGGGAAUGACACAGCAGCUCAUGUAGUUGAAGAUCAAACCAUGGCUGAGAAAGGGGCAAUCAUUCCUGACUUGUAUUUUUCACCGAUUUCAGAGCCAGUGAUUGGCUGUGUCUUCUUGGCUCAAAACAGACAUACUAUGGCACAAAAUCCCAGCUUAAACAGCACACUCAGCAGUUUGUCUGAAAUACUUCUAGACUGAAAUGUGCCUGCUGUUCAUAGUGGUGACUUGUCAUCGUGGGGAAACAGAGUGUCUAGAAGGAGUGACCGUGUAGAGACACAGGUGGAGAGCAGCUGUGUGACUGGGUUGCAAUUUCAUACAGUUUUGUUGACCACUCCUUUCUCCUCAUUCUUUUCUCUUGUUUUUCAAUGUUGCCUUGAUUAGGUCAUAACUAUGCAUGAACAUUCUUGUCAGGAAUGGCCAAUGUGCAUGAGAUUUGUGAUUAGUAAGAACCUUCCGCGAGCCGUGCUUUGCCAGGAAGCAUCAGUGGUGUUGGAAGAUGGCACAUUUCCUUGCAGAAAUGGCCCCUCUUGUGUACUGACCUCUCAAUUCACAGCCUGUAUCACCCAUUUCCCCCCUUCCUUACUUUUUGCUUUACUGCCACAGAACAGGACUGAGGUGGGCCUAAACGUUGCAUGUUCUCUUGUGAUUGUAAAUGCAAGGCCUAUAGGUAUUGACAUUUGAAAUAAGUGCUAAUCUAGGAAAAUCAGAGAUUUUUUAAAAAAAUCAGAGGCUCUAUUUAAUGACCUGCCUGAAAUCUGUCAAAUUAAGUUGGAGCUUUAUUUAGGUUCCAAGGAGACUUCUAGGAACCACGUGACAAAAUGGGAAACAGGUUAGCACGGGGAUCAAAAUACCAGGCAUGCAGUCAAUGAGAGUAACUGCUUCUUGUUUGAAGGUGAACUGAACCUAUUUCUUCCCCAGGCUCCUACGUUAAAGGUAAAGGGAAGAAAUAUCAUGCAAGUAGGUCUUAGAAGAAAGAUGCUGACUGAGAUGAGUCCUGUCAUUGAGCUCCUACAUGUCUCUGCCAUGCACAGAGAUGACUGUCUGCAGGUGCUUGAUGUCACUCUGAGUGUUUGGUCUCCCAAGCUGCCUUUCAUUGUUCACAUGCCACUUUCUCCGUGUCCAGCAGUGCCCGAGUCAGCUUGUUAACCCACAGGGAAGAGCCCCUCACAGGCUGCCUAAGUUGCACUGAUUUUCCAGGUCUGUAGAAAUGAGUGCACUCAUGGCAGGAGCAGGAAGACAAGUCAACAUGAAGAAGUUCUAUAGAUUAUUCUAAUAUUUGAAGGGCUUGAGUCAGCCUUAGACUGUUUCAAUAAAAAACUUCCUAUCAUGAAUUAAAACUCUAAAAUUUCUGUUUCAAAUUCUAUAGGCUUUGCAGUAUUCAAAUGCCUCAUUCUGGAGAAUUUUGGGAAUACAUAAAAUCUAUUGAGAUCAAUGACCAACAUUUUCAUCAGUUUGAAAAUAGCUGUAAAUUUUCAUGUUGCAAAAAUAUGUGAAAAUUUAGGUAAAGAGGAAAUUUCAUUUCCAACUUGAUUCUGGCCACUCACAGAAGUGGCAUUAGUCAGGACAGCAUCACCAUCUGUAAAGUAAGAGCUUCCCUCAAUGAGAAAGGCCAGCUGACUCCUCAGGGUUAUCUGCUGCAGCCGCCAACUUUGUGUUCACAGGGGCAUCUCUAUGAUGUUUAAUUGCCACAUGGCUCUCAACCAACCCUGUUUAUAAACACAGGCAGUGCUAUGGCAAUUCAAAGGAGUGUGAACCUAUGUUCCCAGCCUACGAAAAGCUUUCAUGGGUUUUUGGGCAGUGGAAAUUGCCCAAAAGUUCAACAGCAACUUUCCUCCCCUGGGUCUGAAAUCAUAUCCCACUGAGGGGUAUGCAAUGGAACAUAGUAUAUGCAAAACUCCUUUUUCUCACUCAAGAUUCCUUUUCUGUCCUACCCUUCCUUUCUGCCUGGUAUGACUUUUCUUCAAGAGCACCUGAACAGUCUCAUGCUUUCUACAAAAUAGCACUCAACCUGGGUGUGUGCGAAUGUGUUUCAAACACCAACAUGCUGUAUCUUCUUCGUUUAAGUGUGACUGUCUUGAUAUAAGUGGAGUUUAUCCAGGGUAACUUGCUCAGUAAUUCUUUUUUUGGUCUGGGGUUGAAAGGUGCAUGGUUCACACUGGUGAAAAUAAGAAAGGCCUGGUUUUUUCAUUCAGUGCUGGCUGCAUUCCACCAGCCGCAAAGAUUUCUAUCUACAAAGACCCAUGAAAAACACUGCAGAGAAAUGCAGACAAAAGGAAAUGGCCACAUAUCACAAGUUCUAUUAUAUAUUCUUUUGUAAAUACAUAUUGUACAUUACUUGGAUGUUUUCCUAAAUCAUUUACUGUCUUUAUGAGUUAAUGUCAGAUUUUUACUCUCUCAACUUACUG